AUGCAUCGCAGGAAACCAACUCCAACCCGCAGGAGCGGAUGCUGAAAUACUGUUUAAAGUGCUGGGGGACAUCCGUUUGACUUGUCCACAGACCACGCCUCUUCAUAAUCACGUGUCCUUGAACGUGGGGAGAUGCUUUCUCUACCUCAUCGGGGAAACUCGCUUUUUCCGGCGGGAGGGGCAGGCCGAGAAUGGCACGUGACAGGAAGGCGGAAGAAAUUAGCCAGGUUUUUGCUGCCGUCGACAGAACCCGGAGGAGCGAUAAUAGCCCCCUCAAGGGACUACGACAUGGCGGGUGUUAAAGCCCUGGUUGGAUUAUCAUUCACAGGAGUCAUUGGCCUGACGUUUCUUAUGUUGGGAUGUGCCCUAGAAAAUUAUGGUAUAUAUUGGCCCCUAUUUGUUUUGAUAUUUUAUGCCAUAUCCCCUAUACCUCACCUCAUUGCAAAGAGAUUAAGUGAUGAUACAGAUGCUGCAAGCAGUGCCUGCAGGGAGCUAGCAUAUUUCGUCACAACUGGAAUUGUGGUUUCUGCCUUUGGAUUUCCUAUCAUCCUUGCACGAGUUAAAGUGAUCCAGUGGGGAGCUUGUGGCCUUGUGCUAGCUGGAAAUGCAGUAAUUUUUCUUACCGUUUUAGGAUUUUUCCUUCUGUUUGGCGGAGGAGAUGAUUUUAGCUGGGAACAGUGGUAGCUUGUGCUUCAACAUGAAGCUUAUGCUUACACAGAUCUUCAUUACUUAUGAAGCUUUACUAUGAAACAGAGCUUAUAUUAUAUUGGUCUUAUGUUUGUAUGUAUACUAUGUAUAUAUGUGCAUAUAUUGACUGCAUAUGCCUUGCUUUACAGUCUUGGUAGUUUUUAUAUGUGAGUAUUGGCUAACAUAGGGAAGCUUAUGGGAUUUUAAAUCACUGCCUAAAAUUGUGCCCUAAAGAGCAGGUUGUAUACAAAGUGAAAGAUUGUAUCCAGUUUUUCAGCUCCUUGUUAAAUUACUAGUUCUUAUUCUACUGAUUUUAUCCUUAACACUAAGUAAUCUCUGAUGAUUUAACUUUAUCAAUGAAAUUGUCCAUAUUCUAUAUAUAAAUGCAUUCCCUUCCCGCUGUUGUUCGAAAUAUCCUGCUGCCUGCUAAGUUGUCCAGCUACAGUGGUUUUAUUAUAAAUUACUUUAUAUUCUGUGUUAUUAAAUUACUGAUUUUAUGCUA
Molecule: messenger RNA, 1189 nt
Organism: Heteronotia binoei (common prickly gecko)
Lineage: Eukaryota; Metazoa; Chordata; Lepidosauria; Squamata; Gekkonidae
Gene: LEPROT
Product: leptin receptor overlapping transcript
Exons: 4
Coding region: 133-684 (183 amino acids)
Biological process (GO): negative regulation of growth hormone receptor signaling pathway; late endosome to vacuole transport via multivesicular body sorting pathway
Cellular component (GO): endosome
Source: RefSeq, a predicted model, not a curated record